AUGUUAUACAUAUUUAGGAUUGCCUUCCUAAUUUUUGUUGUACUUGCACAGACUGACACAACUCCAUUUCAUGAGACGGCUUCCAGACAAGGUGAAGCCAAUGCAGAUCAAGCAGAUGAACAACUUAACAAUGAGGAUACACGAGAGCCUAUGAAUGAGAUCACGAAAGAGACACCUGGUUCUCCAAUAGCUCAACAGAAUAUUGAGACUCCAGUCCUUACUCCAAUUCAGACGCAGCAGGAGACUCACGAGCUUAUGAAUGAGAUCAUUUCACCAAACAUUUCCGACACACAGCCAAAUACCCGAGCUCGCAGAAAUCUUUUAACAGAGCAAAAUAAGGAUGUAGAAAACAGAGUUCAAAAUCCCUUUGAGAUCGGAGCAAAUGUGGAGAUUUCAAUCCAAGAUGACAAUACUUGUCAUAAAUGGUAUCCAGGAAAUGUGUUGAAAACAUAUUUGGUUGAUGGGGUUGAGACGGUGAAAGUUGAGUACUCCGUCCCGUCUCUGGACGAAAAGAAGAGGAAAAGGAGUGUUGAGACACGUGUAUCAAUUGACAGAAUACGUCCUCAACCACCACAUGAGAGAACUGGAGCGAAGAAAAGUUAUGAGCUAAUGCAGGACGUGGAGGCGUUCGACGAUGGUGCCUGGUGCGCUGGAAAAGUUAAAGUCAUUUUGUUUGAUGGCUCGUGUUUUGUCGCUUUGAACAAUUCUAAAAAAGAAAUUUACUUCCACCAUUCUGAGAUUCGAAAACCAAGAAAAUGGGUAGAUGGUGUUUGGGAGAUGACAAAAAAGAAGGAAGAAGAGCAGACGCAGAGUGUGAAUCCAAGUGAAGGAGAUGGUGAUAAAAAGGGGAAGGGGAAGGCUGUCGCUUGUAAGAAAAAUGAAGCAGCUGGUCCAUCAGAAGAUGUUGUUGGGAAAAUGGCAAAAGAGAUGGAAGUAAAGCAGGGUAAGAGUGUGAAACCAAGUCAAGACGAUCAUGCAAAAAAGGGGAAGCCACAUGUUGGUAAGAAGAAGAAAGCAAAUGCUCAGCCAGUAGAUUUGCUUCCUUUUCUACAGCGAGAAGAGAAGAGGCCAAUACGACCUAGAAACCCUCCUAUACCUGUAACACCUGAGGUAAUCCUUCCAAUUGAUCCAUUUGUGACACCUGAAUUUCCUCGGUUUUCAAGGCUUGCACACUGGAUGGAUCUACGGGGCAUAUAUCGUGUACCGUUUUAUAUCAAUGGAAAAGAAAUUGAAAAAGAGUUCUUUCAAAAAAUGGACGAUGCAGAAAAAAAUCUCAACAAAGAGCACAUAAAUGUUGCAUUUGAAAUGCUAAAUUGUAAGAGGGUUGAGCAAGGUGCUUGGUUCCGCAACAACAAUCUUCCAGCAGCAUGCUUUGUACCAGUCGAUUUCUUAGAAGUGGUUGGGUACGCUUAUGAAUCUGUCAGGAAGCCACAUAAGAAGUUAUUGGAGGGCUGUGUAGGCGAACUUGUGAAAGGUUUAAUACAUCCAAAGAAGGUAUGGCUGGAAGAUGUUGAUGUUAUAUAUGGUGUCAUUGAAGAUAAGUUGAGCUAUCACUAUAUUGGGGUGGAGAUACAAUUGAUGGACAACACAAUCACACUCUUCCAUUGUGGUCUUCCAAAAGCAAUAUCAACGUGCUCUUAAUA
Molecule: messenger RNA, 1643 nt
Organism: Brassica rapa (field mustard)
Lineage: Eukaryota; Viridiplantae; Streptophyta; Magnoliopsida; Brassicales; Brassicaceae
Source: RefSeq, a predicted model, not a curated record